ACCCACCCUGGCUGGAAUCCCUUGGCUAGAAGCUCAGAUAACAAAGGCAGAUUGAAAAUAGCCGUCAUUCCAACAGCAUCCUCAGCUUGUACCAGUGGCAGCACGGUCUCCAGAGGAACUAAGAUAUGGAGCUUGAAUUUGGUCAUUUUGACGAGAGGGAUAAGACUUCCAGGAAUUCACGAACAUCUCGAAUGAAUGGAUUGCCAAGCCCUACACAUAGCGCCCACUGCAGUUUUUACAGAACCCGCACUUUGCAGGCCCUCAGUAAUGAAAAGAAAGCCAAAAAAGUUCGGUUCUACCGUAAUGGAGAUCGAUACUUCAAGGGUAUAGUGUAUGCUGUGUCACCCGAUCGCUUCAGAAGUUUCGAUGCUCUGCUGGCUGAUUUGACCCGGUCCCUAUCUGAUAACAUUAAUUUGCCCCAAGGUGUUCGCUACAUCUACACCAUUGAUGGAAUGAACAAAAUCGGCAGCAUGGAUGAACUUGAGGAAGGUGAAAGCUAUGUUUGUUCAUCCGACAACUUUUUCAAGAAACUGGAAUACACUAAGAAUGUCAACCCAAACUGGUCAGUCAACGUGAAGACUUCCGCCACUCUUAAGUCACCACAGUCCCUGGGUACCUGCAACAACAGUCUGUUCAAGGAGAGCAAGGACUUUGUCCGUCCUAAGUUGGUGACUAUCAUUCGAAGUGGAGUAAAGCCGCGCAAGGCUGUCCGUGUCCUCUUAAAUAAAAAGACAGCUCAUUCCUUUGAGCAAGUUCUCACUGACAUCACUGAUGCCAUUAAACUGGAGACUGGAGUGGUCAAGAAGCUGUACACUUUGGAUGGAAAACAGGUGACCUGUCUUCAUGAUUUCUUUGGUGAGGAUGAUGUAUUUAUCGCAUGUGGACCUGAGAAAUUCCGAUAUGCUCAAGAUGACUUUUCCCUGGAUGAAAAUGAAUGUCGCGUCAUGAAAGGAACCCCAGCACAGCCUGUAAAAACAGUGCCCGGUCCUCUUAAAAGUUCAGCAAAAAGCCCAGCACCAACACGUCGCAGCAAGUCUCCUGCGGAUUCAGCUAAUGGAACAUCAAGCAGUCAGCUAUCCACGCCCAAAUCCAAGCAGUCCCCAAUCUCCACCCCAACCAGUCCUGGAAGUCUUCGCAAGCACAAGGAUCUGUAUCUACCCCUGUCCCUGGAUGACUCUGACUCUCUUGGGGACUCCAUGUAAAAUAUACCAGUGUCCCCAGUGAGUAGGAUCACACAGCAGAAAAGAGCUGGUCAGCACAGUGGUGCUUUUUAAAGGAUCCAAUUACAGCUUUCACACUUUUUGUUUUUCUGUUUUAUAGUUUUUGUCAUAAAUGUCAUGUGACCCAACCUGACGGGGAUAACCAACUGUUUUAUAGUGAUGAAGCAGGCUUCAAAAUGAUGUACUGUAUGCAAGUGUGCCAUUCAUGAGUUGUCCCAAGUACCAAACAUGGUGCUUCUACUGACUGAGGAUGACACCAUGUGAAUUGUAUUGUUAUACAGUGUUGUAACAAUCAAGACACGUGUAGUUGUACUAGGGAAUGUUUAGAGUGUAUUAGUGAUUACUUUCCAUGUCUGUUUUAUAUUAAUAUCCAAGUCCCCCUGGAUGCGUGGAACUAGGAAUGCUAGAUUAAAUCAAAUCAUUGAGGGUUUCUACUGACACAGUAUCAGCCCAUCACCUUUUAAAGUUAAAGGGUUACUCUAAUUUUCAAGAGCUUUUCAAAGUUUACUCUUGUAUGCCUGGUAACUAGAUAGGGGUUGGGAAGCAUAAUUCAUUCUACCAUUUGCAGUGAAAGGGAUAAACAAUACUACAUAUCCAUCUUUACUGUUUACCGACAACUUCAACAUAUACUACUAUAAACUUAAUUUGACAGAACUGAGAAGUAACAUGAAUGAGUGGAAAGAUUUAUUCACACAGUUCCCUGAGUGUCGGCUUCUGUUAGAUGAUUUGGGUGCCAGUUGGCACACUCACUGCCUCAUACUGUACAAUUUCAUUAACCCUCCUUUCAUUGGUUCUGUGGUUUUGCUUACAUCAAAUUCUAUUAUAUACCAGAUUUGUGUCUAGCACCAAUGCCAGGAGAGGGGUAAAAAUGACCACACUUCAGCAGCAGAUGGAAGAAAUAUCAGCGUAAUGAGAAACAAAUAUGAGCAUUAUUAAUCAAUUUUAUGUAUCUACAGACAAUUAAGUGAUUCAUGCUUUGUAUUUUCUGAGCAGUUCCUUGAUCUGACAGCACUGCAGACAUAGAAUUAUUUUAGGGACUUCACCUAUGAUUGAUCAGUUAACUCAAUACAUGUAGACUAACAAACAAUUUAAUCAAAUGAUAUGCAAUAAUAUUUCAUGGUAAUCUAAGUUUUCUGUCAGGAUUUAAAUAAGAUUCUACAACAUUUACGUUGUUGAUCUGUAAUGCUUAAUAGGGGUUGUGGGAGAUGGAGAUUGGGGUGGUGGUUACUUGGGGGCUCAGGCUGCCAACAAGGCACGGCAAGGCCCCCAAGAUGUCCUGAAGAUGCCCCCUUCACCGGGCAGCAUAGAAAGUAAAGAAGGCUUUGGUGUAAAGAAAGUGCCCCCAUCUGCUUGGCCAUUCCCAUUCCCGUAGAAUUGGCACCCUGAUGUUAACGGUUCAUUUAAAAGAAAUCAUUGUCUAAAAUGAAAGCAUUAAUGCAGCAGUAUGGAUGGUCAUCAACACUUCCGAUGUCAAUCAAUGUGCCAUAGGUACUUUCCAUUGAUGGUAGGAAACCAUCAAUGGAAAUAAUUGUAGGUUUCAACCAUCAGUGGGUGUCAAGUGGGGACAUGGCAGCAUUGGGAUGGUGGGCUAAGGUACAAAUGAUGGGCGGGCAGGGUCAAGUAACAUGUUUCAGGGAAAGAAAGAACGGUUGCCACAUCACUACAGGAACUAGAUGGCAGUGAUACAGUAUGUCUGACAUACAAAUAUAAAGGUAAAUGUCCCAAGGCACAAUCUGGGGAGCUGUGCUGCCCUCUGUAAAAACGGACCACAAAAUCCUGCUAACAGAUAAUACAAAGAUGAAUUACAGAAUGGGCGCUAAAUCCCGUUUCAGUAAGACAGAUAAAUAAAUACUUAGCAAGUGAUAAGUCCGUAACAAGUCCUUUUGUUUGUACAAAUUUUCUUAUGUAGAGAUACUGUAUGUCUGACCCCUGCCAUCGCUGACAAAACAUAAAGCUUUGAAUUCAAACCAUCAAUGUUUUGUAAUCAUUGAUGGCUGAUGUCCAUCAGUAAGUAGCAGCUUGUUUUACAAGUUGAGGGGAUCUUGCCACCUUGUAAUACAGUAUGAAUGACUGGAUGAGAAAUCGGAUGCAAGAUGUAUAAUAAAUUGGCCAGUAAAUUAAUUCUUCCACAUAUUACUAUGUCAUGCAUAUGAUAUGGGCUGGUGCAGCAUAAAAUUGAUUUAUAGAAGGCAUCUACUGCCCAGUGGAUUAUAAAUUUUAGAUAGUAGACAUUUAUUUUUCUUUUAAACUUCUGAUUUUUGGAUCAGCGUCAUAAUAGAUGUUGAUUAAGGAAAUGAUGGGAAGUGAGACUAUGAUCCUGUCUAUUCAUGUUAGUGAUUUCUAGCUGAACUAGCCAUUGACAAAUGUUUAGUAGUGCAUUUGUUAGCUAUACACACCUCCUAACUGGCCACCUCUGCAGGCAACCAUUCGAGGCAGCCAACACAACGCAGGAUAGUGACAGUAGCGGCAUGAUGAGGAUUGUCAAGGAAUGGCGUAGCUGAAAGGCAGACAUUGGCAACACAAUAUAUGUAAGCUUGUUUGGUGUUCCCAGUCAUAUACUGCUUGCGAGUUAGGCAUUUUAUAUUGAAUGUACAAUGCUGGGUUACCAUGAAAUAUUAAUAGUAUCUGUUUUACAGGAGACAAACACUGCCUCCAUAUAUACUGAGCAUCUUGUGCUUUUCAACAGACCUGCCAUUUGGUUAGCAGUAGUGUGUGCUAAGCUACAUUGUUGUUUAGUGGAUGCUGCUGCAAGUGCCUUAUUGCCAUAUUAAACAAUUCUUUUUAAGCAGGGUAUGUGUCCACAAUGGCUCAGAUGAAUUUUUUAAAGGGACGGACCACUGAUGUGCAAACUGUACAUUCAAUUUUAACUCCAUUGGAAUUACUUAUGGACUAAAAUUGAGAAUUCACAAUUGGAGUAUGUACUUAUGCUAACAAGCCUCCUGCACACGCACACAUGCACUGACAGAAAGCUUAGAAAUGUGUUUCUUGUGCAUUUUUUUAACCUAUUUUCUAGUUUAGCCCAAGUUAAAUAGAACAUGCGGUGCUCUAAAAUCUUACAAUGUUAACAUUUUAAAACUCAAUUAUAGGCUUACCAUAAUAAUGCCAUUAAUAGCUAAUUGUUCUAUAUUUAAUAAUAAAUAAAAAUCUGUGUCUGGAAACAGUCAGCUAAUGUGUGUCAUUUACAAUUAAAAAACAGCUCAUACAGUAUAUAAUAUCUAUUGGAUCUCUGUCUCGGUCUCUCUCUCUCUCUCUCUCUCUCUCUCUCUCUAUAUAUAUAUAUAUAUAUAUAUAUAU
Messenger RNA from Pseudophryne corroboree (corroboree frog), 4514 nucleotides. RefSeq names its product doublecortin (gene DCX). The coding region runs from base 126 to 1202 and encodes 358 amino acids. NCBI's taxonomy places the organism in Eukaryota, Metazoa, Chordata, Amphibia, Anura, Myobatrachidae. Gene Ontology annotation, cellular component: neuron projection; microtubule organizing center; microtubule. The transcript has 7 exons. Gene Ontology annotation, biological process: retina development in camera-type eye; neuron migration; intracellular signal transduction. The record is from RefSeq and is a predicted model, not a curated record. Gene Ontology annotation, molecular function: microtubule binding.